Messenger RNA from Capronia coronata CBS 617.96, 4659 nucleotides. RefSeq names its product sulfite reductase (ferredoxin). Gene Ontology annotation, cellular component: sulfite reductase complex (NADPH). Lineage: Eukaryota; Fungi; Ascomycota; Eurotiomycetes; Chaetothyriales; Herpotrichiellaceae. The transcript has 2 exons. Gene Ontology annotation, biological process: amino acid biosynthetic process; sulfate assimilation. Gene Ontology annotation, molecular function: NADP binding; heme binding; sulfite reductase (NADPH) activity. The record is from RefSeq and is a predicted model, not a curated record. The coding region runs from base 1 to 4659 and encodes 1552 amino acids.
AUGGGAACGGUAGCGAGCCCCGCAGAGGCUGUUGCGAGAAUCGCCUACCUCGCCAGCGAUGUCAUUCUCUCCGUUCAGCCGUCGCUGAGCACCGAUUCAGAGUUCUCACAUCAUUUAUCUCGAUUUUCUGCCAACAACGCAAAAAGUUUCGUGUCUCAGGCUCUUCCAGAAGUCAUCCCAGUUCGCCAAAAUGCGGACCCUCUCCUUUCAGCAUAUACGCCUCUCCAGGCCGGCAAACUUGUCUCCGUAACGACGCCAUCUUCCAUCCUCCUAAACUCGAUUCCUCACCUCUAUAAACUUGCCCAAUAUCCCGUGGUGCUGCACGUGGCGCUCGCGUCUCCCAACUCAGACUUCUCCGAAAUCAGCGCCAUCCGACAGUGCGGGUUUGCCUUUCUGCAGUCGGAAACCCUUCAAGAGGCGCAGGACAUUGCCUUGACCGCCCAUGCGUUGGCAGUCAAGAGUGGGAAAGGUGUCAUCCAUUUUUAUGAUCCGAGCAAUUCUGUACAAGAUGUCCCCAUCCCGGUCGAGAGCCGGGAGCUGGUCCAGACUCUUAUUGGAACGGGGGUGGGCUCACGACCAUCGUACACAAGCACCGAUGAUCUGACGUUGUAUGCCAACAAUGGAAGGACUGCAACCGUGACUGAGCUCGGUUUACCGGAGGUCACCUCUCAACCAGCAUCGUCCGGGGUGACCAGGGAGCUUUUGUCGCCUGUUGGGCCCGCGCCUUCCACGAACGGCACAACCGAUGUUUCUUCAGUGCCAUCAUCGAGAAGGGACAGUUCUUCGGACGGCGCUGCUCCAUCUUCCAUAGCGACCACAGUCGAGACUCCAAUUGCUCGUCCCGUGUCCGCGACCGACAUUUUCACCUAUGUUAGCGAUAUUUGGGCCAGCAUUUCCAGGGCCACUGGUCGCAAGUAUUCAGCCAUUGAGUAUUCUGGUCCGCCAGAUGCCGAGGCUGCGAUUUUCAUCUUUGGCUCAACGGGGGUUUUCGUGGACGUCCUUGACUCCGAUGACUGUCCCGCCGACUUGACCAGUGUUGGCCUGAUCACAGCUCGAUUAUACCGCCCUUGGUUGGGCAGUGCGGUCCUGCUGGAUUCUAUUCCACGAUCGAUCAAGAAGAUUGCGGUUUUGGAGCAAAUCAGGCGGAAGACCACCAGAUGGGGACCUUCCUUCCUUGAUUUGCUGUCCAGUUUGAGUCCCGGUGCUGGUGGCCAACCUGCAAUUUCCUUGGUGCAAUACAGAUUGGGACAGAUUGACCAAGCCACAGCUCUACAAGCAUUGCGAGGGAUAUUCCAGAAUCUCGCUCCGCCGUCGACCCCCAGGAAACACUCCCGGCGCCGUGGCCAUUCGCAGGUCACUGUUCUUUCCAUCCAAAAUCUGAGCAUUGGCAAGGAGCUGGAACCGGCAGUUGACCCUUUCACGCCUGAGCAGCCCGAGCUAGAGAAUGCCUAUCUCAAGAUUCUGGAUCAAUUAUUCAGCAACAGACUGUACAUUGCGAACCAGCUGAAGGAGAAGAAUGCCGGUGUAUCAGCAACGGUUGCGGCUUCGCCUGAGUAUGGGUUUGGAUCACUUCUUGCACGAAUUGAGAGACGUCAACAAUUCGUGAAGGAAGCAGAGACGGCUGCACGUAGCAACGAAUUCAUCACAGAGUCACCCAAACAGUGGCUGUCAAGAUGGGCGUUGAACGCUGAUGACACCAUCAAGGCGAACGACUACGCACCGGAAGUGAUUGCUCGCUUGUCCACGGAUGGUUCAAGGAUAUCCACUCGGCUGCUCGACAACAAGGCUUUCUUCUUCAAAGAGUCUCACUGGCUCAUUGGGUCCGAUGCAUGGGCGUACGACCUGGGCAAUUCCGGAGUCCAUCAUGUCCUGGCUUCGGGCGCAAACGUCAACAUGCUGAUCAUCGACUCCGAGCCGUAUUCGGAACGAACAGCUGCCGACUCUAUGCGACGCAAGAAGGACAUCGGUCUCUAUGCCAUGAACUUUGGGAAUGCUUAUGUUGCCUCUGUUGCGGUGUACAGUUCCUACACCCAAGUGCUACAGGCCAUGAUUGAAGCCGAGAAAUUCAAUGGUCCGUCAGUCAUACUGGCCUACCUACCCUACCACAAGGAAACCGAUUCUCCAUUGACUGUCUUGCAAGAAACCAAGAAGGCUGUGGACAUGGGUUAUUGGCCCCUUUACCGCUGGGAUCCCUCAAACGAUGACAAGGACGAGCCUACCUUCUCGCUGGAUUCCGAACGAAUCAAGCGCGAAUUGGAAGAGUUCCUCCGACGAGACAAUCAAUUGACCCAAUUGAUGAAUCGUCAUCCCCGAUUUGCCGCCAGCUUGUCCGAGUCUUAUGGCUCAGAAGUGCGCAAACUGCAGAAGCGCAAGGCCAAGGAUGCAUAUGAGCAGAUGUUGGAGGGCUUGUACGGAGCUCCGUUGACCAUCUUGUUUGCUUCAGACAACGGCAAUGGCGAGAGCUUGGCCAAGAGAUUGGGCAACCGAGGCAAGGCCCGAGGACUCAAGACUAUGGUCAUGGCGAUGGACGACUAUCCUUUGGAAGACCUUCCCAAUGAAGAGAAUAUCGUACUGAUUACGAGCACGGCUGGUCAAGGAGAGUUCCCACAGAAUGGUCGUACCUUCUGGGAGGGGAUCAAGGACGCGGCUGACCUUGAUCUUUCCAACAUUCAUUACUCGGUCUUUGGAUUGGGUGACAGCCACUACUGGCCUCGCAAGGAGGACAAGAUCUUUUACAACAAGCCGGCAAAGGAUCUCGAUGCGCGUUUGCAGUUCCUGGGAGGCAAGCAGUUGACUGCAGUUGGCUUGGGUGACGAUCAAGAUCCUGAUUCCUACCAGACCGGCUAUCAAGAAUGGGAACCGCGGCUGUGGCAGGUCUUGAACGUGGACAAAGUCGAAGGUGUCCCGGAAGAACCUCCGCCAUUGACGAAUGAGGACAUGAAGAUCGCCUCGAACUAUCUCCGGGGCACCAUUGCCGAGGGAUUGGCCGACACGUCGACUGGUGCCAUCUCCGCGUCCGACCAACAACUCACCAAAUUCCAUGGUACUUACAUGCAAGACGACCGUGAUCUGCGAGACGAGCGUAAAGCCCAAGGACUUGAACCGGCGUAUUCGUUCAUGAUUCGAUGUCGACUGGCGGGAGGUGUUGCUACGCCUUCCCAAUGGUUGCAGAUGGAUGAGAUUGCCUCGGCUCAUGGUAACGAGACAAUGAAGUUGACCACGAGACAGACGUUCCAGUUCCAUGGUGUCAUCAAAUCUAAACUCCGACCUGCCAUGCGAGCCAUCAACAAGGCUCUUAUGACAACUCUUGCAGCUUGUGGCGACGUCAACCGAAAUGUCAUGUGCUCCAGCUUGCCGACCAUGUCUGGGUACCACAAAGAAGUCCAUGCCAUCUCACAGAGAAUCUCCGACCAUCUGCUCCCAGCUACCACAGCUUACCACGAGAUUUGGUUAAAGGAUGAUACGACCGGUGAGAAGACUCAAGUGGCCGGUGAUGCUGUGCAGGACUAUGAACCACUCUAUGGGCCAACCUAUCUCCCGCGCAAGUUCAAGAUCACGAUUGCCAUUCCACCACACAACGACACCGAUGUCUACGCCCAUGACGUCGGUUUGAUCGCCAUUCGAUCCAAGGACAACGCCCAUCUUGAGGGCUUCAACGUUCUUGCCGGAGGUGGUAUGGGUGUGACACACAACAACAAGAAGACUUAUCCUCGAACGGGUUAUAUGUUGGGGUAUGUACCUGCGGACCAGGUCCAUCUUGUGUGUGAGAAGAUCAUGCUCGUUCAACGUGACAACGGCGACAGGAAGAACCGUAAGCAUGCUCGACUAAAGUAUACCAUGGACGACAUGGGCAACGAAGUCUUCAAGUCAAAGGUGGAGGAGCUUCUUGCUCCCCUCAAUAUCAAAUUCGACACACCUCGGCCCUUCAAAUUCCAAUCCAACGUCGACACCUUCGGUUGGCAGAAAGAUGAGAAGGGGUUGAACCACUUCACAUUCUUUAUUGAGAAUGGUCGUAUCGAAGACACGGCCGACUUCCCCAUGCGUACGGGACUUCGGGAGGUUGCCAAGGUUCACAAAGGCGAAUUCCGUCUGACCGGUAACCAGCAUCUCAUUCUGUCCAAUGUCACGGACAAAGACAAGCCGGCGCUUGUUGAGCUGAUGAAGAAGUACAAGCUGGACAACACGCAUUUCUCUGCUCUUCGAUUGUCUAGUUCCGCCUGUGUUGCUUUCCCCACCUGCGGCCUCGCCAUGGCCGAGUCAGAACGAUAUCUGCCCGUACUCAUCACCAAGCUUGAAAACUGCUUGGAGCAGAACGGCCUUGCACAGGACAGCAUCGUCAUGCGCAUGACAGGUUGUCCCAAUGGUUGUGCCCGACCCUGGCUGGCUGAGGUGGCCUUCGUCGGCAAGGCUUACGGUGCGUACAACAUGUACCUGGGUGGAGGGUACCACGGACAGCGCUUGAACAAGCUGUACCGCAGCAGUAUCAAGGAAGAGGAGAUCUUGGAGAUCAUGACCGGCUUGUUGGCCAGAUAUGCCAAGGAGAGGAACUCGGGCGAACACUUUGGCGAUUGGACCAUCCGAGCUGGUGUCAUCAAUGAAACGACCGAAGGCAAGUAUUUCCAUGAAGGCACCGCCGAGGAUGAGAGUGAUGGUGAAUAA